This is a messenger RNA of Drosophila ananassae, 2870 nucleotides long. It is a transcript of the gene Cyp6v1, whose product is annotated as probable cytochrome P450 6v1. The record is from RefSeq and is a predicted model, not a curated record. Gene Ontology annotation, molecular function: oxidoreductase activity, acting on paired donors, with incorporation or reduction of molecular oxygen; monooxygenase activity; iron ion binding. The coding region runs from base 1081 to 2643 and encodes 520 amino acids. Gene Ontology annotation, biological process: response to DDT; insecticide catabolic process. NCBI's taxonomy places the organism in Eukaryota, Metazoa, Arthropoda, Insecta, Diptera, Drosophilidae. The transcript is spliced from 3 exons.
UGCGAUAUGGGGGCGGCGUGGCUGCCUUGGUGGGGCCGGCUCCCGUCAGCGUCGCGUCAGUUGAGUUGGAAGCGUCAACUUGUGGAGCUAGCGUGUCUUUUAUUUAUUAUUUAUUAUUCGCGGUUUUUAAGUUUGAAGUUUGGCCAAAAAACACUCGGCAAAAAUAAAAACACAAAUUGCGCUCUCUAUUUGCUCCCAAUUAAGCGCUCCGGUCUCUUAAGCUCUCUCUCGCGGCAGCUCUUCCUCUUCCUGUUAGAAGCAGCUCUCUUUGUCGUCUCAUUCUACGCGUUCGGCGUGGCUGUUCUGCCUCUGCUUCUUCUUGCUCUUCUUCUUUGUUGUUGACGUCGCGUUGUUUUGUGCAUUUAAUUCUUAAUUUUAUUAUAUUUUUGCGGUUCAUAGAUAUUUCAGUUAGUUGUUUCAAAAGACAUGUGAUAUAAUUUGUUAAGUAUUUUAUUUAUAAAACGCGACUAGCGGGUGAGAAGUGCGAAAAGGAAGGCUGUCAGGCAGGCAGGGAAAACGACAACAAGCACCGUGGAGGAGCACAGUGGAAAAAACAACCAAGCAACAAGUUGAAAAAAUAACAACAACAAUAAGUCUGAACAGCAACAACAGCCAGGAAUUUGAAGAAAAAAAAAUGGAAUAAAAUAUAGUGAUAAUUAAUAAUUAGAAUUUUUUAAUUAAAAAACUUGAAAACAAAACAAAAACAAAAGCAUUUAAUCCAAAAAAACGAAAAACAAAGAAAAAAAUAAAUAUUUUAAUAAAUAAAUAGCAAAAAAUAAUUAUCAGUGCAUUUGAAAUAAAAAUAGUGGCAAAACAGUAGAGCUUGCCACAGAAAACAGCGAAAACGGGGCUGAUAAACGAAACAAGCAAAGAGGGGAGGCACUUGCAAACGCACAAAAGCAAAAGCACAAAAGCAAAACCAAAACGUCAGAAAAAAGAAAGAGCGAGAGCGAGUGCAAAGUAAAACCAAAGCAGCGACGCCAGCAGUGGCUUCAAAUAAAAGCAGCACAGGAGCAGAAGCAGAGGCCUAAGGCAGAAGCACUCUCUCUAUUUUUUUAUUUUUCUCAUAUUGGCUUUAUUAUGGCCUACUCCACAAACAUUCUGUUGGCGAUCGUGACGAUUCUAACGGGAAUUUUCAUCUGGUCCCGUCGCACCUACGUCUACUGGCAGCGACGUCGCGUCAAAUUCGUCCAGCCGACGCACAUUCUCGGCAACCUGUCGCGCGUCCUGCGCCUGGAGGAGUCGUUUGCGCUGCAACUUCGCCGCUUCUACUUCGAUGAACGGUUCCGGAACGAGCCGGUGGUGGGGAUCUACCUGUUCCAUCAGCCGGCCCUCCUCAUCCGCGACCUCAACCUGGCCCGGACGGUGCUCAUCGAGGACUUUGUUAGCUUCUCGAAUCGGUUCGCCAAGUGCGAUGCGAGGAGCGAUAAAAUGGGCGCCCUCAACCUCUUCCUCGCCAAGCAGCCCGAGUGGCGCGAGAUUCGCACGCGACUCGAUCCCGCGUUCGCGGGCGCCAAGCUCAAGCAGAUGUUCUCUCUGAUGGAGGAGAUCGGCUGUGACCUGGAGUGGUAUCUGAAGCGCCUGACGCGCGACCUCCGCCGUGGCGACGCGGAGCGAGGAGCCGUCGUGAGCAUCAAGGAUGUGUGCGAUCUGUACAACACGGACAUGAUCGCCAGCAUAGCUUUCGGAUUAAGAUCAUACAGCUUGAGGAAUACGCAGUCGGAGAUCGGAUCGCAUUGUCAGGACCUGUUCAAGCCGAAUGUUUGGCGGAUAAUCGACUUGUUUGUGAUCUUCUACCUGCCAAAAUUUGUGCCGCUAUUGCGGCCGAAACUUUUUACGGAGCCGCACUCGGAGUUCCUGCGACGGGUCAUCCAGCUGGUGAUCGAGGAGCGGGAGAGGGGCGGCGAUCUGCGCAACGAUCUCAUCGAACUGCUAUUAACCCUCAAGAAGGAGGCGGACCUGCAGCAGGAUAAGUCCCAUUUCACGCACCAUCGCGACUUCCUAGCCGCCCAGGCGGCGUCCUUUGAAGUGGCCGGCAUUGAGACCUGUUCCUCCAGCAUGUCCUUCGCCCUCUACGAGCUCGCCCGCCACCCCCUCAUGCAGUCCCGCCUCCGUCGGGAGAUAUGCACCGCAUUUGGAGAGUCGCCCGGGGGAAAGCUCACCUACGAAGCCAUUACCGGGAUGGAGUUCCUGGACAUGGUGGUGAAGGAGACACUGCGGAAGUAUCCCAUCGUACCGCUGCUGGAGCGGGAGUGCACGCCGAUCAACAAGAAGCGCUUCUACUCGCUGCGGCCCCACGCCGAGUGCUAUGCCCGGAGGGGCAUGCCGGCCUUCAUAUCCGUUCUGGCCAUCCACCAUGAUCCCAAGUACUGGCCGGAUCCGGAGCGCUUCGAUCCGGAACGCUUCGCCCCGGAAAGCAGGUCCCAGCACACGCCCAUGUCGUACCUCCCAUUUGGAGCUGGGCCGCACAACUGCAUCGGGAUGGGGCUGGGCCUGCUCCAGAUAAAGCUCGGACUCACCUACUUCCUCCACCAGCACCGGGUCGAGCUGUGCGAGGAGACCUGCGACCAGAUCCGCUUCGACGCCAAGUUCGCGCUGCUGGCCAGCGAGCAACGCAUUUACCUCAAGGUCGACUGUUUAUAGCCCCUCCCCCCCCCUGGAGAAGGGAGGGCGUAGGGUGGGGGUGGACCUUAACUUGUACAUAUAUACGAGAAUCAGAAGCAGCAGCAGCAGCAUUAUUUUAUGAUGAACACACCUCCCUCCGCCUCAUCAUCGAAAUUGUAAAUACUUCGUUUUAAUUUUUUUUUUUUUCUGUGUAUAGUUCGGCCUGCCUCAAAUAAACUUUGCUAUGUUCUUUUUUUUUACCUCAA